This is a messenger RNA of Scophthalmus maximus (turbot), 5694 nucleotides long. Its product is annotated as CD2-associated protein. Gene Ontology annotation, molecular function: protein binding. The transcript is spliced from 20 exons. Lineage: Eukaryota; Metazoa; Chordata; Actinopteri; Pleuronectiformes; Scophthalmidae. The coding region runs from base 882 to 2759 and encodes 625 amino acids. Gene Ontology annotation, cellular component: cytoplasm; plasma membrane; vesicle. The record is from RefSeq and is a predicted model, not a curated record.
AAGUUUCCUGCCCUCCAGUGUGAUUCGGCGGCCGGGCAGCAGUCAGCAGUCAGCAGGCGGCGACCCGCGGAGCCGAGUCGAGUCCAAGAAAGGUGGAGACUCCUGGUCAACUUCCUGCACGAUAAUCGUGUGGCGCCGCCGAGAGAGGAGAAGAGGAAGAAGAAGGAGGAGGAGAAGAAGAAGAAGGAGAAGAAGAAGAAGAAGGAGAAGAAGAAGAAGAAGAAGAAGAAGACGACGACGUCGGGAGGCGGGCUGUGCUGCUGCUUCUGCCGCCGCCGGGCUCGAGACGAAUGGAUAUACGGCUCCUGUGACUCCUCUGACCGGCGGAGAGAAGACACCUUAGCGGGUCGAUCGCAGCAGCAGCGACCCGGCUAGCCGCGUAGCUAGCACGCGAGGGCGGCUCGGAUACGACGUUCCCCAGCGGCCGACGGCGACGGGGCGUCGCGAAAGCGGGCAGGAAUGGCGAGCGGGUUUUUAAAGUUAGCCCCCCGGACGGUUAGCUAGCGGUUUAGCCUAGCCGGCUAGCUCGGGCGGUUAACCGGAUAACGCCGCCACCGCUCCAUCAUCCAUCCCUGGAGUCGGCUGCAUGUUGUUUUCUUCUAGCUAACGCUAGCACGAAGCCGCCGCGCCCCCCCCGGACCGGAGCCGAUGUCGUCACGGCCCCGACGCAGAACCGCGGCGCUGGUGUUUCCCCACUGCCCCAAAAAGUUAGGAGUCAUCGGCGGACGUGUGUAUUUGUUGGAACAGCCACUGACGAGCGACUCCUCCUGACACCAGAGGUCGUGGUGGAGUACGAGUACGAGGCGCUCCACGAGGACGAGCUGACCCUGCGACCUGGCGAAGUCAUCAAGAACGUGCGGUACAUCGAGGAGGACGGCUGGAUGGAGGGCGACCUCAACGGGAAAAGGGGGCUCUUCCCCGACAACUUUGUGAAGGAGGUGAAGAAAGAGUCCAAAGAGGUCAAGGAAACAAAGAGCGAGCCAAAAGAGGAGACGUCUCAGCCCCAGAGGAGAGAGAAGAGCGCCGGGAACGUGGCCAACCUGGUUCAGAGGAUGAGCACCAUCGGCAUCCCCACUGGUGGCUUCCAGCUUCCACCACCACCACCACCAGCAGCUGCAAAGAAGCCCAAGAGGAGACAGUGCAAGGCGCUGUUUGAUUACCAGCCGCAGAACGAGGAUGAGCUGGAGCUGAAAAGCGGAGACAUCAUAGACGUCACCGAAGAGGUCGAAGAGGGCUGGUGGAACGGCAACUUGAACGGCAAGUCGGGACUGUUCCCGUCCAACUUCGUCAAAGAGCUGGACGCCAUGGGAGAGGACGGCGAGACCAUGGACACCGCGGCAGACGAGACCGAUGGAAGUGGAAUGGAAAGCACCGCCGCCUCUACGUCGCCCCAGCCCGCCCCAGGGAACGGAGUCAUCGCUCAGCCCAAGAAGAUCCGAGGCGUCGGCUUCGGAGAUAUUUUCCGCGAGGGGUCGGUCAAACUCAAGGUCCGCCUUCCCAGCCCCGACACGGAGGAGAAGAAGGAAAGACCAGUCCCAUCAUUACCAUCUGCCGCAAAGCCCGCCCACCCCAACAUGACAGACUUGCAGCGAGCAGACGGAGACGGCAAAUCCAAAGCUAAGGAGUACUGCAAGGUCACGUAUGCCUUCGAGGCCACGAACGAAGACGAGCUGAGCCUGAGAGAGGGCGAACUCAUCCACAUCCUGAGCAAGGACACAGGCGAGCCCGGCUGGUGGCGAGGGGAGAUCGGAGGCAGAGAAGGCGUCUUCCCCGACAACUUUGUGUCCACGGUUUCUGAAGCAGAGAAAGAGUCUCCCUCGCCAAGAGGUUCGUUGAAGUCAUCGCCCAAGCAAGAGCUGGACGAGAAGCCGAAGAAGCCACCUCCACCAUCAAAAAGCAUAGCUCUCAAACCGGAGGUUCCCAGUGCCGACAAGAAACCUCAUUCCAUCAGGACAGAGGACAGAGUUGAAAGGCCCACGCCAGAUCACAGACCAUCCAAGCCUGCAGCGCCAGUGGUCCCGCCCAAGAAGCCGAUCCCCCCUCCAGGGAAAGGUCGACAGGGAGGCGUCCCACCAAAGAGGCCCGACAAGCCUCUCACUCCAUCGCCAAGCCUCAAGCACAAUGGAGAGGUGCCUUCCACGCGACCAAAGUCUGAGUUUGAGCUAUUAAUUCCCACCAAACCCAAAACGCUGUCUGGAGACUGGGGGGACAAGUCCUCCGAUAUGGCAGAUCUGAUGAGUUUCGAUGAGCUGUCGUCUGCGUCGGAGAAGCUCUCUCACCCCACCGUUAACAGACCAAAGAUGCCUGGCAGGAGGCUGCCUGCACAGUUUGGCGGAGGACAGUCGCCCAACAAGGAAGUGAGUGUGGAAAAAUCCUUUAAGGUCGAUGAAGAGGAUGCGGCCAAACCGAAGCUAACGGAAACCAGAAAGCCUGCAACAAACACAUUAUCCCAGUCGACGUAUCUCCACAAGCCGAACGCGGCCAGCAGCGAGCCCAAGCCGAGCCCCGCGGCGGGAGCCCCAAGCUCAAACAGCAUCGCCCACAGUGUCCGGGGCCGGCUGGAGCCCGAGGAGCCGAGCUCCCAGCUGGACGAGCUCAGGGGCCAGAUGAAGGAGCUGCUGCUGUCCGUGGAGCUGCUCAAGGCCCAGCAAACGAAAGAGAUAGCGGAGCUACGGCGAGAGCUGGAUGAGGAGAGGAUAAAGCGCGUGACCCUGCAGAUGGAGAUAGAAAAACUCAAGCGGACGGUCCACUCGACGUGAAGCUGGCAAGCUUCGAGGUCAGCUGCUGGUCUGUCGACCAACCAGAGAGCAGGAGGGCGGUGACGGGACAGACGGAGCGGACGGAGAGAGGGUGGGGGGGGGGGGGGGGGGGGGGGGGGGUUGGGGGGAGUCUCAUGAACCACCUGGAGCACAAUCCUUUUUUUUCCAGUGAUCUACAAUAAUAAACUCUCCCCUUAUUUGUAAGAUUUACAUUUUGCACAUAUAAAUUUUUUUUCAAGCUAGAUGUAAUUAAGUUACAGAUGUAUAUGUUUCUCUUUUUCCGUUUUUAAAAAAGCAUUUUUUUGCCAACACAAGAAAACUGAGGCCUUACUUCAAACUACUGCGCUGGACUCUGUAACUGUUCCGUUCGCGCUCUCCCUCUCCCCCUCACUCCGGCGUUCCUGGAACUCCUCAGGGAGGAGCUUCACUCUCAGUACUACUGACUUUGUAUAAAGCAGGGGGCGUUCAUUUUCUUUCUCCCAAUUCUUUUUUUUUACAAUGCACAAAUGGUUGAUUUUUUUUAAAAAACAUGAGAAAAUGUUUGAUUUCAGUUAAGGACCUUGGAUCCUCACCGCAGAUCAUUUUUUUUCCCCGUUCUCGUAGUCCACUCCACGGCCGCAGGUGCUUCAGAGAGAACACUGCGGCCUUUUUUUAUUGUUUUUUUUGUCUUUUAUAUGUUUUCUAUCAUUCCUAUCCAGGGUAACACAACUGUGCCUGUUAAAAAAAAACUAAAUUCUAUUACGUGUUUGUACCGGGAACUUAUAUUUACCACAAUGGGGUCUGGAACAUGUGCAGCAUGAUGAUAUUAUAUAUCUAUAUUUUUUAAGUCUACUGACACGCCUAGUCAAAUGCUAUAUAUAUAUAUAUAUAUAUAUAUAUAUAUAUAUAGAACGGCCUCUUCUGGGCCGGUCUCUUCUAUUUUUGUGAGGAUUGCGUUGGGAAAUGUUCUCCGAACUUUAUCCAGAAAAGUCUGCGGCUGAUGCAGACACAUUCAGAAAAAGAGGAGCUGUUACUGCAUUCUUCCAUUAUCGAGGUCGCCGACCGGCGUGUUGGCCGGUGGAUUAUAAAAGGCCGCCUCGCGUGUUUUUAAUCUGGCCCUCAUCCCUGUGGUCCCCGUGGCGGUCCACCUCACCUCUUCCUCUCCUUCCUCCCGUUCCCUCUCCGACUCCCCGUGUGUGAUGUGUGUUAAUGCACAAGCCUGCACGGCUCCUCGUACAUGCGUCUGCCUGUACACAAGUUAAGCUAACUGGAAGCGCACGUUAAGAGUGUAGUGAUUAAGAUGAAAUAACCUCACUAACUCUCCUAAUCCUAACUCUUGUGAGAGGAGCAAAUAGUAAGUACUUUUUUUUUUUGUUGUUGUGUAUACAAUCCAAUGUAAGACAUUCAAAAACAAUCACAUCGAUGCAAUCUACGUGCCUGCCCGAAAGGUCUUCUUAGCCAGGCCGGCCUCACAGCGGUGGAGGCGGCCGUCACUGUUCGCUGCUUUGGUCCAAUUUGAAAUAUGUAUAAUAUCCAAUAUCGAUAAAUACGCAGAAGUGCGACGGGUUGAAGGAAAACCCAUCAUUAGAUCUCUGAGGUGUGGAGCCCUCGGGUCGGCUCCUUCAGUGCUCCUCCACAUUGACUUCUGAUGAAAACCGUUGGAGGGAUGAACGGCUUCCAUGUGUCGUUUGGAUGAUGGCCGUGGAGACCCCUGUCGAACACUACGCUCGGAGUGUUCGACAGCUCGGAUCAGUUUUUUUUUCCGGCUCAGCCCCGGCUCUUUGAACUGAAAAACAAAUAAAAACUGUGUGCAGUUUGUAAACAUCUCUCCUCGACACCUUAAGAGACGUGCCAGUGACAGACACCACGACUGCGGCUUUGGCCUCGUGGUUAGCGCGUCGGUGUCCAGUGUCCGAGGCUGCGGGUUCGAGCCCCCGACCAGAGCGGUCCAAAAAAACCCCCCAAAGCAACGACAAUCGAUCUGUCUCCAAAAUCGCUUCCUGCCCCUUUUAACAUCCUGUCUCUCUGCUCAUUCUAUUCUGCAUCUUUUUUCCCCCCCCCCUUUCAUGUCUCGCCCACUCCGCCGGACGGAUCGCCAACAAGUUUUGUACCGCUGAUAAUCGUCCUUUUAACUCGGGAGGCCUCCGGGGGCUGUGGCGCGGCCCCCGGGGGGCUGCAGAGAUGCGGAGCGCGGUGUGAGUGGAACCAAAGCGAUGCGGGAAUGCGAGUUUCCCCUCAGUAGCAUCUGACCUGCAGCCCUGAGCCUCUGAGCGUAUAUAUAUACUGUGUACAGCUCCGUGCUGAUAAGCAGCUCAUGCCGGUGCUGGGACGCUUGUGAGAAUGUGUUACUCCCUCUGGCCUCAGUGCGGGUUGCAGUCAUAUUUCAGCCCCAGUUACUGAUCAAAAUAUUGACGGCAGCCUCCUGUUCCAAGUCAAAAAUGUUUGUGUACCACGAACACAUAUACUGCUUGUUUAAAAAAAAAAAAAAAAAGUGUUACUUUACUUUUGAAUCAUCCUCAGGCUUGAGCUCAAUGUGUCCGGUGCGUGCGUGCGUACUUGCGUGUGAGUGUGUGUGAGAUUCUUUUGUAAGUCCCUGGCUGCGAGGGUUGAGCCCGUAUAUCUCUGACCUUCAAUGAGCACGGCCCUCACGCGCAAAAGCAUAAGUUCUCUCGGCGCACGACUCUUUCACAAUGUGGCCGGGCGAUGAAAUAAUUACAAUGUGGGAAAAAGAGGGACCGGGGGUGGGGGGGUGGGGUUUGGGGUGACAACUUCCUGUGUAAUAUCUGUAAUGCAGCUUAACUUCCACAUAUUGUACAUUCCAGAGUUUGACACCAAUAAAACUAAAGAAAUCUGUGCACAUUUAUAACAUAUUUUCAAGUGAUUUUGUUUACAAGAGCUGUAUCCUUGCAUGAGCUGAGAUUCUUUCCAAAAAAAAAGAAUAAAUAUCUUAAUUUAC